GAGGAGGGGGCAAUGUUUUACCCCUACGAGUAUUAGUUGUAUGGUGUUGAGGUACACCUGACCAGAUAUAUAGAGCUAGGGCAGGGCUUCUGUUACGUACAGUCUACGUAGAGUGCUCUUGAGGAUAACUAAUUACCAAGAUGAUGGAUUUUGCCCCCCGUUAUUUUUGCCUUGCUCUAUUAUUAGUAGCUACGGCUUCAGCAAGGUCAACAGAAGGAGCAUCCAAAUCAAACUCAAUUGAUGAUCAGACUGCUAGAUCUGGAUCAAAUGGUGUAUUUGGAGAUUUACGAUAUGUUUAUCAAAUAUACAAGGAGUGCACAGGUGCUGAGAUGAGUUCUUGUCUCAAACUCAAGCUUUUAACUGCAAUGGAAAGAGUAUCUAGGAGCACCCAAUUAAAUAUUGUUGACGGUAUUACAAUUGUUUAUGAUGGUACGGAUACAGUUGAAAAAAAUGAGGAUAUACCAAAGACACAACAAGAAAUUGAAGCUUCUUUACCACGAGCACUUGAUGACAAAGAAGAUGCUCUAAAUACAAUGAUAUUUAAUAAAAUUCUACGCUUUUUCCAAAGCCAUACAUUGCAAUUAAAGAUGCCAAAUGUUGAUGAAUUUUCUCGAAGUCUUACUGAGGAAGGUCGUAAAAAGAAGAAGAAUAUGGGUGGACUUCUUGCAAUUCCACUCUUAAUCGGUGGUACUUUGGUGCCUUUAGCUCUUGGUGCACUUGCUCUUUUAGCAGGAAAAGCUUUGAUUGUCAGUAAGCUUGCACUUGUUUUGGCAUCAAUCAUCGGUCUGAAAAAACUCGUCUCGAGUCACGAAUCUCAUGGACAUGAGGUAGUCCAGGUUGGUGGACAUGGCGGUAGUGGGUGGGCAAGGUCAGCCCAAGAUCUCGCCUAUUCAGCUUAUAAGCCAAAUAUUUUUGAAAGCGAGGAGGCGGAAGGGUCAGUGUUACAUUGGGGGGACAAACCGUACAUCUACGAUGACCAAAAAGUGGGGGCCAUCAAAAUUUCAAAAACGUACACGGACCCCUUUCGCGUUGAGAAUAAAAGGCGGAAUCGUGAUUCUUUCAGUCAGUGUCGAUACGAUCAGCGUCGGUCAAGGAGUUUAAAAAAAAAAAAUUAUUAUCAAUUUAAAGUUUUUCAAAGUAAAAAUAGUGUGAUAUUGUUAAUCAUUGAGGAUAGCAAAUAUAUAUAUAUAUAUAUAAAUAUACAUAUAUUAAGAAUGAUGAAUUACGUGAUAGUUUUUGCAUUAAUUGGCACUGUGGCAUUUGCUGCGCCAACCAAAGAAUCAUCAUUUGAAUCAAAAUCUCUAAUUGAAGAUGCAUUUGAUAUGUAUGCAUCAUGUGGAGCUGAGGAAGCAUUGUCAGUAUGUCUUAAAAUGAAAGCACUUCGUUUUGUUGAUCGUGCUGCAAGGUUUGCAGACAUAACUGUUGUUGAUGGUGUUCGAAUUGUUAAGGCAGAUGAUGCCGUAAUCAGUCGUGCUGACAACGCACGAGCAUUAAAUGACAUUGAAGCAAAUUUACCAGCUGAGGUUGAAGCUCGUGAAGCUGCUGUUGAUGAAGCAAUCUUGGAAAGGGCGAGCAGAUUCCUUGCAACACAUACACUUGAGCUAAGUAUGCCUGAAGAAGGUUCUCGAUCAGUCGAAGAAGCACGUGGAAAGAAAAAAAAGGUUUUGAAAUCCUUGAUGCCACUUCUUCUUCUUUUGAAAGUCAAAGCAAUAUUUUUAAUCCCAAUUUUACUUGGUGGUUUGGCUCUUCUGGCUUUUAAAGCCCUCGUUAUUGGUAAAAUUGCCCUCAUCAUUUCUGGAGUUUUGGCACUCCAGAAACUUUUGGCGAGCAAAGGACAACAGAGUUAUGAAGUUGUUGCUCAUCCAGCUCCUCAUCAUGACGAACAUGAACAUGGAUGGGGAAGAUCAGCAGUUCCAGCAGCUGAACUUGCUUACAACGCCUACAAACCAACAAAUUAAAAAUAGUUACUUUAAAUCACUGAUACAAAAAGACAAAAAAAAAAUAUUUCGAAAUAUUUGUCUUUGUGCUCAAUUUUAGUAUCAUCAUUGUCUCAUACAUAUAAAAAAAAAAACGGUUAUUUUAGUAAAGAAGUCAGUACAAAA
Aphidius gifuensis is the source of this 2102-nucleotide messenger RNA. RefSeq lists its product as uncharacterized. Lineage: Eukaryota; Metazoa; Arthropoda; Insecta; Hymenoptera; Braconidae. The transcript has 7 exons. The record is from RefSeq and is a predicted model, not a curated record. The coding region runs from base 141 to 1958 and encodes 605 amino acids.